Molecule: messenger RNA, 2570 nt
Organism: Numida meleagris (helmeted guineafowl)
Lineage: Eukaryota; Metazoa; Chordata; Aves; Galliformes; Numididae
Gene: KYNU
Product: kynureninase
Exons: 13
Coding region: 105-1175 (356 amino acids)
Biological process (GO): NAD+ biosynthetic process
Cellular component (GO): cytoplasm
Molecular function (GO): pyridoxal phosphate binding; kynureninase activity
Source: RefSeq, a predicted model, not a curated record
UGGGGAGAACAGAUGUAUAGGUGGAGGGAUGGUAACAACGAUAAGAAAGCUAGUACAUCAAGCUGAGACAUACAAGACUAAAGGUGAAAUUGAAUGACCUGAAAAUGGAUCCAUCUUCUACUGCGCUACCAGCAACCAUUAUAGAACAAGCUGCCUCGCGGCUAGGAUGCAGCCCAGCAGACGAGAAACUUGCUUUUCACUUAGAUGAAGAAGAUGAGUUAAAGCAUCUUCGUGAAUGUUUCUAUAUCCCGAAAGUCAAGGAUCUGCCUCCAACUGACCUGACUCUGGUGAAUGGAGAGGAGAGCUGCGUAUACUUUGUUGGGAAUUCUCUUGGGCUCCAGCCAAAAAAAGUUAAAACUUACCUGGAUGAAGAACUGGACAAGUGGGCUCGAACAGGUGUCCAUGGCCACUUCAACGGGCAGCGCCCAUGGGCACUGGCGGACGAAUGCCUCGUGGACCAGAUGGCUGAGCUGGUUGGGGCCCAAGGACAUGAAGUAGCCUUAAUGAAUGGACUAACUGUUAAUUUGCACCUUCUGAUGCUAUCUUUCUUUAAGCCUACUCCAAGACGUUAUAAAAUUCUUCUGGAAGCCAAAGCCUUUCCCUCUGACCAUUAUGCUGUUGAGUCCCAGCUUCGAUUUCAUGGGCUCGAUGUGGAGAAAAGCAUGCUCCUGCUGCGGCCACGGGAGGGGGAGGAGACCUUGAGGAUUGAGGAUAUUCUUGCUGUGAUUGAGGAGGAAGGGGACUCUAUUGCUGUCGUUCUGUUCAGUGGGGUGCAGUACUACACAGGCCAGCUGUUUGACAUCCCUAGAAUAACAAAGGCUGGCCAAAAAAAGGGUUGCUUUGUUGGAUUUGACCUGGCUCAUGCUGUUGGGAAUAUAGAGCUCCAUUUGCAUGACUGGGGAGUGGAUUUUGCAUGCUGGUGCUCCUACAAGUAUUUAAAUUCUGGAGCAGGAGGCCUCGCUGCUGCCUACAUUCACGAGAAGCAUUCCCAGAGUAUUCAACCAGCGUUAAUCGGCUGGUGGGGUCAUGACUUCAAAACACGAUUCCUCAUGGAAAACAAAUUACAACUAUGUAAAGGAAUUAAUGGAUUUCGGUUAUCAAAUCCUCCAAUUUUACUGGUCUGUUCUCUCCAAGCUAGUUUAGAGGAGACCAGACAUUCCGUGCACAAAGCCUGAGCGGACAGAUUUUUGCAUCCAUCCCUCAUCCUGCCGCAAAGCACAGAGGAAUAGGAGACAGGUCUUCGUUUUUACCUCCAGUGAUGUGCUAAAUGGCUGUGGGUAUGCUCUGCCCGCCUGUGUGGUGAAGAAAGCACCUCUGGAUUUCUGUUGACCUGUGUGUAUAGUGGCUGCUGGUGACUCUGGUCCCUGCCACAUUGAUUUCCGUGCCUGCAAAGCCUGUCUUACAGCAGCCAUAUUUUAAUAGUUGGGAACACAGAAGGAAAAUGUAGUUUUGUGCAGCCUUUAGUGGUUGCAGGGUGGAGUAGUACCUGGGAUAUUCUACAAAAUUUCCAGAUGCUGCUGGAAACCAGGCUUUGUUGUAUCUGUGGUGGGACUUCUCAGCUACCUCUUUAUAUGCUCUUUGGGGUGUAUGUAAGGUAAUGUAUAUACCAAUCUUCAAAGUGUGACUCCUUCAGUCUGGAGCAAUGAUUUUCUGAGAGUGAAGAUGGUGGACUUUUUGUGCAAGACCUCACCUUGCCUCUGUUUUUGCAGCUGCAGCCCAUGGAGACAUGAUUGUCCAAGCAGCUAUAUAGCAGCCAAGAGCCUCAAUGUGACCUAGAUAGACAACUGUCUACUUUGAUGCCUAUAUUUUGCCACUUUCCCCCAGCAGCUACUUGUAUGGGAAGAAGGGAAGAUCUGUGCAAGGCAGGAGUUGCAUUUUCUACUGUUCCCUGUAGCUGAGCUUUUCCCUGUGCACCAGCAGGAGAGGAGCAGGAGCUGCAUGGCCUUCCAAGCUGUUGUGCCAAGUCGUUUGUGCUUGUAUGCGUGACAAAGCAGGACUGCCAUUUUUAAGCAAUCAUUUUUCCAUGUUUCAUGAUGUUCUGAUACAGAUUUUUGUUUGUUGGAGCCCAUGAGUUCUUACAGCUGUAUAAGAGCACAGUGCUAUUAAACCAGUCAAACAAAUACUGUUUCUUUAUGUGGAUUACAAGAGGCAGAACCUUGGAAGGCUUUCUACUCAGGACAGAAUAUAAUUAAGCAAAUUUUGUGUUUUUGAAAAUAAGAGUUUGUAGAUUAGUUAUAAUGUUUGCCUUGGCCUUUUUAUUACUUGAGGCAUAGUACCAUUUUCUGUAUGAUUUUGCUUUAUGCAGCCUUGUUGUGUAUCUUCAGAUUUACGAAUGGAUGCUGUCUUAGAAAACUGGUUUUGUGUACAUGUGUAAAUUCAUUUACGUGUGAAUUCAUUCAUGUGUGGAGAAAUCUUUAAUAAGAGGCAGAAAUUUUUAAUUAUCUAAAAGUAGCAAUGCUAUGCUGUGUUUCCAAGAGCCUAAUCUUACCACGUGUACCUAUAAUAUCUACCUGAUAUUAACACCUCAGUUCAAAGAUAGUAUGUGUGGAGAAAUCUGAAACCUGGCAAAG